Molecule: messenger RNA, 3598 nt
Organism: Cataglyphis hispanica
Lineage: Eukaryota; Metazoa; Arthropoda; Insecta; Hymenoptera; Formicidae
Product: SID1 transmembrane family member 1-like
Exons: 10
Coding region: 341-2704 (787 amino acids)
Cellular component (GO): membrane
Source: RefSeq, a predicted model, not a curated record
AGUAUAUUAUAUACAUAUAUAACUGGUGUAUACAGUAAACAAUAUACAGUAUAGUAUAUACUUAUGAACCAUUAUGAACUGUCAUAGCGAUGAUGCAGUCGGAUGAAAUUGACGAACAAGUUAUAACUUCAAGUUCCUGGAACGGAAAUUGAUAAAAGAGCGAAGUAAGAUUUUUGCAUUUGCAGAUCUUAUUUAGGAUUGCUUUUUAUCAGACCAAUGUAUUGUAAUAAGAUGAUCAAGUAUUCAAAAGCUAUCGAAAAAUUUUAAAGACGUAAUCGUAGCAAAAGCAAAAUUAUUUACAUCCAGAGAGGAAAGAGUUUUUUGCUGGCCUUAUGUCAAAAUGGGAAAAGCAAUCAAUGCAAAUUCAAUGGAGAUGCGAAAUGCUUUGGGAUUGAUUAUUGUAUUGCUGCUUUUCAAUAUUGCAGCUUCGAUCUCGUCAUCAUCAGAAUUCUCUCCAAUCGUCAUCAAGGCUGAUUAUAACAAGCCCUAUACGAAUAUCACAAAUUCUACUGUUGAAUAUGUGUUUUUGUAUUCUGCCGCUGAUAUAUCUCUGGAAACUGCAAGGAUAGAAAUAGAAAGUAAUGCAACGCACAGAUUUCCAUUGAUAGUAAUAGUGCGUCAAACAACAGGUAUUCUAUCUUGGCAGAUACCUUUACUAGUCGAUGGCACAGAUUCUGUAAUAUAUAAUAAAACUAGUCGAAUUCUGUGCUCAACAAAAUAUUAUCGAUAUGCGCCAAAGGAUAAAGAGGAAUAUGUCAUUGUCGGUAUUUCUACAGCUAGCCUUGAGAAUAUCUUCUUUAAUCUCAAUGUAGUGAAAAUGGAAGACUUUUAUUUAAGCUCGGGAAAUAAGACAAUAAUAGAGAUCUCUCCAUCCGAGCCUAUAUAUUAUGGUUACAUUUUCUCGAAACAAGCGGAUAAUUCCUCCGUUAUUGUUCGCGUCGAAUCGGAUAAUGAUAUCUGUAUGACUGUGUCUAUACAAAAUACAUCAUGUCCUGUGUUUGAUUUAGAACGAAAUAUCGAGCUUUCUGGACAUUGGCAGACUGUAAGCAGAAGAGGAGGCAUUACGGUACCAAGAGAGGCUUAUCCUUCAGGAUUCUUCGUCGUGCUCGUCGUUAAAGGAGAAGACACGGAUUGCAAUGGGGCAUCCGGUAAUAAUCCUCUUCGUAGAAAGAACGUUACGUUAAUUAUUAAUCCUACCAUCACCGAACGAGAUUAUAUCAUUGCAACGGGAUUAGCAGGGGCAAUUGCAUUGUGUUUUUGUAUCUUUUACAUAACGGCUGUGGUAAUAUUCAAUAUCAGAAAGAGCAGAAAGUUUAUACAAGAACCGAUAAAUGAGCAAAAUCAGGACAUCAACGAGUACGCGCCGAGUCCCUCGAUGACUGCAGAGGUCAGGUCGAAGCAAUGGGAUUCUGUGGAGGAAGAUUCGUCCCUAGACGAAGACGACAUAGAUCUAAUGGAGGAUGCUCUCACCGAUAAAGAUGUAAUACGAACAAAGAUCGUUCUCUCAGUCUGCGAUCUCGCCCGCAAGGAACCACGGAUAUUGCGACAUAAAUCUCGUUUAUAUCUAUAUUAUUUGGCAACCGUCGCAGUAUUUUACACGCUGCCGGUUGUUCAGUUGGCGAUAACGUACCAGCGUGUGCUUCAUACCACCGGGAAUCAAGAUAUGUGUUACUACAACUUUUUGUGCGCUCAUCCUCUAGGCCUGCUGUCUGAUUUCAAUCAUGUAUUCUCAAAUUUUGGAUAUUUUCUACUGGGCUUACUAUUUAUAUUUCUAACUUAUUCUCGAGAGCGCAACGAGUCGGAAACAGAAAUGAGUAAAUGUUACGGCAUACCACAGCAUUAUGGUUUGUUUUACGCGAUGGGCACAGCAUUGAUAAUGGAAGGCAUACUGUCGGCAAGUUAUCACGUGUGUCCUAGUCGUAGUAAUUUUCAAUUUGACACCAGCUUUAUGUACAUAAUCGCGGUGCUCUGUAUGCUCAAGAUCUAUCAGAAUCGUCAUCCUGAUAUAAAUGCCAGGGCACCGGUGACAUUUGGAAUUUUAGCUCUUAUUAUAUUUGUAGGAUUAAUCGGAGUUUUGAAUGGUUCCACUUAUUUUUGGGUAAUAUUCAGCAUCCUGCAUUUACUCAUAUGUUUUAUUCUGACUGUACAGAUAUAUUACAUGGGACGAUGCAAAUUCAACAGAGGUGUUUUUAAUAGAGUAAUACAGACAUUCAAACACGACGCGCGUUGCGGUAUAUGGCAUCUACUCCGACCGCUCUAUCCCGCCAGAUUCAUAAUGCUCGUGUUAGCAAAUUUAUGCAACGUGGGACUCGCGGUAUUCGGAAAUAUGUAUCACGAAGGCAAUUUCGCUACGUUUUUGCUAGCUAUACUAAUGUCUAAUUUAAUUUUAUACACCUUCUUUUACAUAAUGAUGAAGCUUUGCCAUAGAGAACGGAUUCUUCUCAUGCCCGGGGUAUAUAUCUUCUUGUCCAUGCUAUUUUGGGGAGCAGCUCUGUACUUCUUUGUGAAUAAGACUAUAUCCUGGGCUCUUACACCAGCCCAAUCCCGUCUGUAUAAUAAACCGUGCGAAUUAUUGAAUUUUUUUGAUUCUCAUGAUAUCUGGCAUUUUCUUUCGGCAUUAGCAAUGUUCUUUUCGUUUAUGGUAUUACUUACUUUAGACGACGAUCUAAUAGAUGUACAUCGUAGCCAAAUACCAGUUUUUUGAGAAUUUUUCUUUUAUAUAGAUUUAAAUUAUAUAUAAUUUUAUAACUUCUUUUUACAAAGCUGAUUAAAUAUAUACAAUAUUUACUUGGAUAAUGUUACCAUAAUUAUAAAGCAUAUAAAAAAACUCUCUCUUUUGUGAUAGAAACACGCCAUGGUUGUUAUUGUCUGUACGAAAGAAUAGCGCACGGUGUCGGAAGUAGAAUGAGUAAACAUAUAUAAAUACGAAAUUCUAUAUAAGUUUUCCGUUAUAAUUAAAAUAUAUAACAAAUUUCUAAAUCGAAAUCUUUCGGCGCCUUUUCAUAGGAGAUAUGAUAGAGUUUUAAAAAAUCUAUAAAUACACAUCUUUCGCGUAUGUGAAAAAGAAAACGCGAAUUGUGCUCUUGUUGCUUACAUCGUAAAACAAUGUUACGCGAACAUAUUGUUUCUAAAAUAUUACAACCGCGUUUCCUGAUGAAAAAUGCGUGUAUAUGUGUGUGUAAAUGUGUGCAUGUGCGCGCGCGUCAGUGUAAUUAUACAUAGAAUACCGUAUUUUAAUAACGCAUGUUCUUCCAGAUAUAUAUGUAAAACAUUAAAUUAAAGAAAGUAAUGUCUUAUCAUCAAAACGUUGUAAUCAUGGAAUUGAAAAUUAAAAAAUAAUGUUAUGAUACCGUGCUAUAAUCGUUAUAAAAAAAAAUAAAUAAUAUAAGAUAUUAAUUGUGUAGUUUAUAAUAACUUAUUAUACAAAUCUGUAUAUAUUUUCAGACUGCGACGAAAGUAACAUAACUGAAAAAACAUGCAAUAUUUUGGGAAUCUCGAAUCUUUCGUCACAUUACAAUGUAAGUAUAAUCCAUAAAUUCGCCACGGUAAUAGAAUGGCAGUGAUAGUUUUUUUUUUUUUUUUUAUCGAAAUUUGGAAA